CGCGGGUUAGACCUCAGUCAUACCGUGUGUCCCGGGCGCCGCCGGCGGAUUCUCCUCAGGACACGGUUUGAGCUGCGCUUGGAGCCCGAGGCCGGACUUGCAGCCAUGGCGCAGAUCUUACCUAUCCGCUUCCAGGAGCACUUUCAGCUUCAGAAUCUGGGAAUCAAUCCAGCCAACAUAGGCUUCAGCACUCUAACCAUGGAGUCUGAUAAGUUUAUCUGUAUUCGGGAGAAGGUCGGGGAACAGGCUCAGGUGGUUAUCAUUGAUAUGGCAGAUGCAAACACUCCACUGAGACGUCCAAUAUCUGCUGAAAGUGCCAUCAUGAAUCCAGCCUCCAAAGUCAUCGCUCUGAAAGCGGGAAAAACCCUACAAAUCUUUAACAUUGAGAUGAAGAGUAAGAUGAAGGCUCACACCAUGUCUGAGGAGGUUAUCUUUUGGAAGUGGAUAUCUGUCAACACAGUGGCUCUGGUGACUGAGACAGCGGUUUAUCAUUGGAGCAUGGAAGGAGACUCGCAACCACAGAAAAUGUUUGAUCGUCAUGCAAGUCUUGCUGGCUGUCAGAUCAUCAACUACAGGACAGAUGAGCAACAGAAGUGGCUUCUUCUGAUUGGCAUCUCUGCCCAGCAAAACCGCGUGGUGGGUGCAAUGCAGCUGUAUUCUGUGGACAGGAAGGUCUCACAGCCCAUUGAGGGCCACGCUGCAGCUUUUGCGGAAUUUAAAAUUGAAAGAAAUACAAAGCCCUCAACUCUUUUCUGCUUUGCUGUUCGUGGUCAGGCAGGUGGCAAGCUGCACAUUAUAGAGGUUGGACAACCUGCCAAUGGAAACCAGCCUUUUACAAAGAAAGCUGUGGAUGUCUUCUUUCCUCCUGAAGCUCAGACGGACUUCCCUGUGGCUAUGCAGAUUGGAGCUAAACAUGGUGUGAUCUAUCUCAUCACAAAAUAUGGCUACAUCCACUUGUAUGAUCUUGAGUCUGGUGCCUGCAUUUACAUGAACCGUAUCAGUGCUGAUACCAUCUUUGUUACUGCUCCUUAUGAACCUACGUCUGGAAUCAUUGGUGUGAAUAAGAAAGGACAAGUACUAUCGGUUUGUGUGGAAGAAGACAACAUUGUCAACUAUGCUACAAAUGUCCUACAGAACCCUGACCUGGGACUGCGUAUGGCUGUCAGAAGCAACUUAGCAGGUGCUGAAGAGCUUUUUGCACGGAAGUUUAACACUUUGUUUGCUCAAGGGAAUUAUUCUGAAUCUGCUAAGGUGGCUGCCUCUGCUCCAAAGGGAAUCCUUCGUACUGCAGAGACUAUCAGGAAGUUCCAGAGUGUACCUGCUCAACCUGGGCAAGCUUCCCCUUUGCUUCAGUAUUUUGGGAUUCUGUUAGAUCUGGGUCAACUGAACAAGUUUGAGUCUCUAGAACUUUGCAGGCCGGUCCUGCAGCAAGGGCGCAAGCAGCUCUUGGAAAAGUGGUUGAAAGAAGAUAAGCUGGAGUGCUCUGAAGAGCUGGGAGACUUGGUUAAGGCUGUGGACCCAACGCUUGCGCUUAGUGUUUAUCUGCGUGCUAGUGUGCCAAACAAAGUCAUUCAGUGCUUUGCAGAAACCGGCCAGUUCCAGAAGAUUGUCCUUUAUGCCAAGAAAGUUGGUUACACCCCAGAUUGGAUCUUUUUACUUCGGAGUGUUAUGAGGAUCAGCCCAGAUCAGGGUCUACAAUUCUCUCAGAUGCUUGUACAGGAUGAGGAGCCACUGGCUAAUAUUAACCAGAUUGUGGAUGUCUUCAUGGAAAACAGCCUUAUACAGCAAUGCACGUCAUUCCUGCUUGAUGCGUUGAAGAACAAUAGACCCGCAGAGGGCCAUCUGCAGACUCGCCUCCUGGAGAUGAAUCUGAUUCAUGCUCCACAGGUUGCAGAUGCAAUACUUGGUAACCAAAUGUUUACUCAUUAUGACCGGGCUCACAUUGCCCAGCUGUGUGAGAAAGCAGGACUGCUGCAGAGAGCUCUGGAGCAUUAUACAGACUUGUAUGAUAUCAAGCGGGCCGUGGUACACACACACCUUCUAAACCCAGAGUGGCUGGUGAAUUUCUUUGGCUCUUUGUCGGUGGAAGAUUCAGUGGAGUGUUUGCGAGCUAUGCUGUCUGCCAACAUCCGGCAGAACCUACAACUCUGUGUCCAGGUGGCAUCCAAGUACCAUGAACAAUUGGGCACUGAGGCAUUGGUUGAGCUGUUUGAGUAUUUUAAGAGUUAUGAAGGGCUUUUCUAUUUUCUGGGAUCCAUUGUCAAUUUCAGCCAAGACCCCGAUGUGCAUUUCAAAUAUAUCCAGGCAGCUUGUAAGACCGGGCAGAUAAAGGAAGUUGAGCGAAUAUGUAGGGAAAGCAACUGUUACAACCCUGAACGUGUCAAGAACUUUCUCAAGGAGGCCAAACUUACAGACCAGCUUCCACUGAUAAUUGUGUGUGACCGAUUUGACUUCGUCCAUGACCUGGUGUUAUAUCUGUACCGAAACAACCUCCAGAAGUACAUUGAAAUUUACGUGCAAAAGGUUAAUCCCAGUCGCAUCCCAGCAGUGGUGGGAGGCUUGUUAGAUGUGGACUGCUCAGAAGAUGUGAUUAAGAAUCUCAUCAUGGUUGUACAUGGGCAAUUUUCCACUGAUGAACUUGUAGCCGAAGUAGAGAAAAGAAACAGGUUAAAGCUGCUAUUACCAUGGCUGGAAUCCAGAAUCCACGAAGGAUGCGAGGAACCUGCGACACACAAUGCUCUGGCCAAGAUCUAUAUAGACAGCAACAACAACCCGGAACGCUUCCUGCGGGAAAACCCUUUUUAUGACAGCUGUGUGGUGGGCAAGUACUGUGAAAAGAGGGACCCGCACCUUGCCUGCGUAGCCUAUGAGAGGGGCCAGUGUGACUUGGAGCUAAUUAAGGUGUGCAAUGAGAACUCCCUAUUCAAGAGUGAAGGUCGGUACCUCGUGCGGAGAAAAGAUGCAGAUCUGUGGGCCAGUGUGCUGGAGGAAAACAACCCAUUCAGGCGACAGCUGAUAGAUCAAGUUGUCCAGACUGCUUUAUCAGAAACUCAGGAUCCAGAAGAAGUGUCGGUGACUGUGAAGGCUUUCAUGACUGCGGAUCUCCCAAAUGAGCUCAUUGAACUUUUGGAGAAGAUUGUGCUGGACAGCUCUGUCUUUAGUGAGCACAGAAAUCUGCAAAAUCUGCUCAUACUGACAGCCAUUAAAGCUGACCGUACAAGAGUAAUGGAAUAUAUCAAUCGUUUGGAUAACUAUGAUGCACCAGACAUCGCUAAUAUUGCCAUUAGCAACCAGCUCUUUGAGGAGGCCUUUGCCAUAUUUAGGAAAUUUGAUGUAAAUACAUCUGCCAUCCAGGUCUUAAUUGAGCACAUUGGAAAUCUGGACCGUGCUUAUGAAUUUGCAGAGAGAUGCAAUGAACCUGCUGUAUGGAGUCAGCUAGGCAGAGCUCAGUUACAGAAGGACUUGGUAAAGGAAGCUAUCGACUCCUACAUUAAAGCUGAUGACCCCUCUGCUUACAUGGAAGUUGUGCAAGCAGCAAGCAAAAACAGUAACUGGGAGGACCUGGUAAAGUUCUUACAGAUGGCACGGAAAAAGGCUAGAGAGUCCUAUGUUGAAACGGAGCUCAUAUUUGCUUUGGCUAAAACAAAUCGCUUAUCAGAGCUAGAAGAAUUUGUCAGUGGUCCUAACAAUGCACAUAUACAGCAGGUGGGAGAUCGCUGUUACGAUGAGGGCAUGUAUGAUGCAGCCAAACUUCUUUAUAACAACGUGUCAAAUUUUGCUCGGUUGGCAUCCACUUUAGUGCACCUGGGGGAGUAUCAGGCUGCGGUGGAUAGUGCCCGAAAGGCCAAUAGCACCCGCACAUGGAAAGAAGUUUGCUUUGCUUGUGUGGAUGGCACAGAGUUUCGCCUGGCACAAAUGUGUGGUCUGCAUAUAGUGAUCCAUGCUGAUGAGCUGGAGGAACUUAUCAGCUAUUACCAGGAUCGGGGAUAUUUUGAAGAGCUCAUUUCUCUCCUGGAAGCCGCCCUGGGCUUGGAGCGUGCUCAUAUGGGCAUGUUCACAGAGCUUGCCAUUCUAUACUCCAAGUUUAAACCUCAGAAAAUGCGUGAACAUUUAGAAUUAUUCUGGUCCAGAGUCAACAUCCCCAAGGUCUUGCGUGCAGCGGAACAGGCCCAUCUGUGGGGUGAAUUAGUCUUCCUUUAUGAUAAGUAUGAAGAGUAUGAUAAUGCCAUUAUCACCAUGAUGAGCCAUCCUACCACCGCUUGGAAAGAAGGUCAAUUUAAAGACAUUGUCACCAAGGUAGCCAAUGUGGAAUUAUAUUACAGAGCACUCCAGUUCUACUUGGAGUACAAACCUCUUCUGAUGAACGACCUUCUCCUUGUCCUGUCUCCACGUUUGGAUCACACGCGAACAGUCAACUAUUUUUCCAAGAUGAACCAGUUACCCCUUGUUAAACCAUACUUGCGCUCUGUUCAAAAUCACAACAACAAGUCAGUAAAUGAGGCUCUCAACAACUUGCUGACAGAGGAGGAAGAUUACCAGGGUUUGAGGGCAUCCAUUGAUGCAUAUGAUAACUUUGAUAAUAUCAGCCUGGCACAACGUUUGGAGAGACACGAGUUGAUUGAGUUCCGCAGGAUUGCUGCCUAUCUGUACAAGGGAAAUAACCGCUGGAAGCAGAGUGUGGAGCUGUGUAAGAAGGACCGCUUGUAUAAGGAUGCAAUGUUAUAUGCUGGGGAGUCUAAAGAUACAGAACUGGCAGAGAAGCUCCUUCAGUGGUUCCUUGAGGAGGGAAAGCAGGAGUGCUUUGCAGCGACACUCUUCACCUGCUAUGACCUUCUGCAUCCAGACAUUGUAUUAGAGUUGGCCUGGAGACACAAUAUCAUGGAGUUUGCCAUGCCUUAUUUUAUCCAAGUCAUGAGAGAGUAUUUAACCAAAGUAGACAAACUCCAUGCUGCAGAGAGUUUGAGAAAGGAAGAAGAGCAAGUAACAGAGCCCACUCCAAUAGUAUUUGGUCAACAACUGAUGCUUACCGCAGGUCCUAGUGGUGUGGUGCCACCGCAGCCAGGCUUCGCGUAUGGAUAUACAGCACCACCAACAUUCACUCCACCUCCCCCUUCUGUUUCUCCUGGCUAUGGGUUCAACAUGUAAUAAGCAGUAUUCUUCCUUUUCCACAUGGAAUUCACCUGGAGGAACAGUUUAGCCCACACUUCAGGAGAUGACUGUAGUUCAUCUUGGACACCUUUAUUUAUUACAUUUGCUCUACAGACUUCACUGGGGCAGGCAGCUUUUCAGCCAUUCACUACCAUAGUUCAUGAAAUUGUUUUAUUUUUUUUUCUGUAUGAAGGGAAUGGCCUGACGCUUAUGUGUCCCUACUGGUUUAAUGACUAUUACUUGUGCUAACGGAGCAACCAUUACGUACUGUAUAUCGC
Molecule: messenger RNA, 5426 nt
Organism: Bufo bufo (common toad)
Lineage: Eukaryota; Metazoa; Chordata; Amphibia; Anura; Bufonidae
Gene: CLTCL1
Product: clathrin heavy chain like 1
Exons: 32
Coding region: 106-5145 (1679 amino acids)
Biological process (GO): intracellular protein transport; receptor-mediated endocytosis
Cellular component (GO): clathrin coat of trans-Golgi network vesicle; extracellular exosome; clathrin-coated endocytic vesicle
Molecular function (GO): clathrin light chain binding; structural molecule activity
Source: RefSeq, a predicted model, not a curated record